Molecule: messenger RNA, 2040 nt
Organism: Coffea eugenioides
Lineage: Eukaryota; Viridiplantae; Streptophyta; Magnoliopsida; Gentianales; Rubiaceae
Product: ABC transporter G family member 26
Exons: 9
Coding region: 1-2040 (679 amino acids)
Cellular component (GO): membrane
Molecular function (GO): ATP hydrolysis activity; ATP binding; ABC-type transporter activity
Source: RefSeq, a predicted model, not a curated record
AUGGAAAUUGGAAGACCGGAUGAGAUUGAAGAUUCGUCACCUCCAACUCUGGGCUCCUUGCAAAUUGCAGGGAGCCCAGAGUUCAUGUCUCAAGCUUACUCAAUAAAUAGCUCCCACAUUGACAUAGAGGAUGCAUCUUCAUUUGAGAAAAAAGACUGCCCUCUACCUGUAUAUCUCAAGUUUGCAGAUGUUGAGUAUAAGGUAAAAUUUAGCCGGGCUUCUUCCAACAUUAACAUUGUUACAACAGUAGCGUCAAAGGUAGCGUCACAACUGAGCUUUGAUCAAGAUAAUUACAAGCACAUCUUGAAUGGUAUAUCGGGAAGCGUUGCUCCUGGUGAGAUACUAGCCUUGAUGGGGCCUUCUGGGAGCGGAAAGACAACUUUGCUAAAGGUAAUAGGAGGAAGAUUACGGGAACGUGUAAAAGGAACCAUCACGUACAAUGACGUUCCGUACAGUCCGGCUCUUAAGAAGAGGGUCGGUUUUGUUACACAAGAUGAUGUACUUUUUCCUCAAUUGACGGUGGAAGAAACCUUAGUUUUUUCUGCUUUUUUAAGACUUCCAAGCAGCAUGAGCCGAAAUCAGAAGUAUGAAAGAGUGGAUAUGAUUGUGAAGGAAUUAGGUCUUGAAAGGUGCCGUCACACACGAAUAGGAGGAGGAUUUGUCAGAGGCAUAUCGGGGGGAGAAAGAAAGCGGACCAGUAUAGGAUAUGAGAUACUCGUAGAUCCCUCACUUCUAUUACUUGAUGAACCAACUUCAGGUCUUGAUUCCACCUCUGCAAACAGAAUUCUUCAGAUCCUUCAACGACUGGCUAAGGCUGGCAGGACAAUCGUUACAACCAUCCACCAGCCCUCAAGCAGGAUAUUCCACAUGUUUGACAAGGUUUUGUUAAUAGCACAAGGCUAUCCUCUCUAUUGUGGAAAGGCAAGAGAAGCAGUAGAGUAUUUUUCAUCUUUGAGAUUCAUCCCAGAAAUGGCUAUGAAUCCUGCAGAAUUUUUGCUAGAGUUGGCAGCUGGUCAAUUGGAUGAUAUCAGUGUUCCUGAAGAUUUACCUGCACCUCAAGGAACUGCCGAAUAUGAGAGGAUUGUUAUCAGAUUUCUGCGCCACAAAUUCAAAGUCCAACUGGAGCCAAAAGAAAAGAAUGAGAACCAUAACAUGUCGAAGGUAUCAGAGCAGCUCCGAGUAGCCAUUCAGAUCAAGAAGGAUUGGACACUGACUUGGAUGGAUCAAUUCAUGAUAUUAUUGAAGAGAACGUAUAGAGAAAGAUGUAGAGAUUACUUUGAUACAAUAAGGCUAGUCCAAGCACUCGCAAUUGCAGUCUUGCUAGGCCUGCUUUGGUGGAAAUCCAACUAUACAACCGAAGCUCAACUUAGAGACCAGAUUGGAUUAUUGUUCUACAUCUGUAUUUUCUGGACUUCAUCAUCAAUAUUUGGAGCAGUAUAUGUUUUUCCAUUUGAGAAGAUCUUUCUGGUGAAAGAAAGGAAAGCAGACAUGUACAGAUUAAGUGUAUACUAUGUCUGUAGCACAUUAUGCGACAUGGUGGCGCAUAUUCUAUAUCCUACCUUUUUCAUGUCGAUUCUGUACUUCAUGGCUGGCUUUAAGCGGACUAUUGACUGCUUCUUCUUAACUUUAUCCACAAUACUACUAAUAGCUGUUACCAGCCAAGGAGCAGGAGAGCUUUUUGGAGCUGCAGCUAUGAGUAUGAAAAGAGCAGGCAUGAUUGCUUCUUUGGUACUGAUGUUAUUUCUUCUCACUGGAGGUUACUAUGUUCAGCACAUACCAAAAUUUAUGAAAUGGCUGAAGUAUGUAUCAUUCAUGUACCAUGGGUUUAGGCUUCUGCUGAAAGUGCAGUAUGAUGGAAAUGAGUUAUACGAGUGUGAGAGCAAGGUUGGAUGCAGGACACUGCAAAGUUCACCUUCAUUUGACACAGUGAAUUUGGAUGGUGGCCUAGAAGAAGUUUGGAUUAUGUUGGCCAUGGCUCUUGCUUAUCGAGUAGGUGCCUACAUUUUCCUCAACAGAAAAAUUAAUGCUGCCAAUUUGUGA